GCUUCUUCUUCCUCCUCACUCUGACGGGGACAACACCCUUUCAUCGCCACCACCCCACCGCCAUCUCAGUCCACCCCUCGCCGCUGUUUCAGUCCUCCGUCUUCGAGACCGAGCUUAGCCAGCGAACUUGGGUCUUGAAUCCCCAAGAAGAAAAAAGGGGACUCUCGCGCUUUCUCUCCACUUCAACGAUCUGCGUUCACGCCCACGUCGACUAGGAGGUCGAGGCCCUCCGCCGCGUCGACGGACCACGCCGCUACCUCCGCCUCCACCUCGUUCGUUGCCUGAGCCGACCCUGGUCUUCAAGGUCGAGCUGAGCAUCACAACUCCUGUGCUCGUUCGACCUUAUGUCUAGAAUCUGAGGCCCAAGUUCGCUGGCCGAGCCCGAUCUUGACGACGAAGGACUGAAACGGCGGUGAGUGCAGUUUUCUAUUCGUUAUUUGAUUCUGGCGCACGGCAGCGAUUAUCACUUCCACCGCUUCUUUCUGAGCUGAGCGCUGAGAAUGAAGAUUUUAACCUGCCCGCCCGGCUUCGCACAGCGCUUUGAGUUUGCAAGCGGUAUCCAGAUCUUCUAGAAACUUAGAACAUCCAACAUGGAAAGCUUUGGAAGACAUAAAGAUCAUCCUCAACCACUCACACGCACGUUGGUUCUACUAGUCUUGAUGAUCUCUCUGCUCAAGCCCUCUUCAGAUUUUGCGAUCCCCAGGCCCUUAGUCAUUCAGGGGAAUGCUUCUGAGCGGCCUUCUUACCUCAGCCCAAGCCAGCCGAACGGAACACUCAACGGCAUCAGUGGCCAAGCUACGUAUUCCGGCAAAGUGCAUUUUUGGGACAAGGCUACGGGGAAUGUGGUGGAUUGUGCUACCCAGUAUACGGCCAGCACCGACUCUCAACGGGGAAACCCUUUUGGGGACGCACACGCCUUAUCUGUUGAUCCUCAUGGUGUUAUAGCCGUGUAUUUCGGGGAAGAGCAUUUUGGGGACAAGGCCUUCUCCGUGCCUGUGCAGCGUUUCCCUGGCAAGCGUACCAACCUUCAACAGGUAAAGGCCAACCGUCAACAGGUAAACACUUUCAUCAACGACGUUGUUGCCUUCUUUCUAGCUUCUCAGGGUUGUCUAGCUCGUCCCAACAGCGAUUGUGCUGCGGUCAACGUUGACCAUUUCAAGAAUGCGUUGGAUGCGGACGUUCCACGUGGCCUCAGGUCCAUGGGCAUUGUGCAAGGGACGAUCAGCAAAGUCAUGAAUGAUGGGUCAAAUGCUAGUAUAAUGUACAACCCAAGGGCGAAAUAUUUGAGCGUGGUCUGGAAGGAUGCUGGUGGGAAUACUAGGGACAAAGUCCAUCGUCACUCCUGCGCAUGCGGCUCAAGUGAGUAUUUGCCAGACGCGGUGGGUGUUUGUCUCCUAGCAGCUCCCCCUGAAUCUGCACUCGAGCAUCGCCUUGGCCAGAUACAGCAGUCAAGCUCAAGUGAGUAUUUGCCAGACGCGGUGGGUGUUUGUCUCCUAGCAGCUCCCCCUGAAUCUGCACUUGAGCAUCGCUUUGGCCAGAUACAGCAAUUAAGCUCAAGUGAGUAUUUGCCAGACGCGGUGGGUGUUUGUCUCCUAGCAGGUCCCCUUGAAUUUGCACUUGAGCAUCGCUUUGGCCAGAUACAGCAAUUCAGCUCAAGUGAGUAUUCGCCAGACGCGGUGGGUGUUUGUCUCCCAGCAGGCUCCCUUGAAUUUGCACUUGAGCAUCGCUUUGGCCAGAUACAGCAAUUCAACACAAGUGGGUAUUUCCACCUAGGUUUGGUUGAUACUGUACUUGAGCAUCGCUUUGGCGAGAAACGGCAAUUUAGCUCCAGUUUACAGCUCCGGGUGGAGAAGGAUACUGAAUCUUGGUUGAAGUCGCUACUGGGCGGUGCCAUUGUAUUGGUGGCGAUCAUCGUUGCUUGGGUAAAGUAUAAGACAGAGAGAGGUGGAGAAGAAGGCAGCCUUAGCGCGAAAUUAACAGAAGAGUUUGAAAAGUUGAGUGGAACCAAGGAGUUUUCCUUUAAAGAGUUGAUGAUCGCGACCAAUUCUUUUGCACGUGACAGGAUUCUGGGAGAAGGGGGUUCCGGGAUCGUGUACAAAGGGCACAUGGGAGGCGCUCGCACCGUGGUCGCUGUAAAGAAAAUAAAAUCUGGCUCACGCCAAGGGAUAAAGGAGUAUGUAUCUGAGGUGAAGUCACUAAGUCAACUUAGGCAUAGAAACUUGGUGCAACUUAUAGGUUAUUGUCACAAGGCGAACGAAUUCAUCCUAGUUUACGAAUUUAUGAGAGGAGGCAGCUUGGAGGAUCAUCUGUUUAAAGGUAGACCCUCGUUGACAUGGGAAAGAAGGUACAGCAUCACUCUAGGAUUAGCCUCGGCGGUGUACUACCUACACAAACAAUGUAAUCAAUGCGUGAUCCACAGGGAUAUCAAAUCCAGCAAUAUCAUGCUCGAUGAAAGGUUAGAGGCCAAACUGGGAGAUUUUGGCUUGGCCAGGCUAGUUGACCAUGCUGGUGGGCUAAAAGCAACUGACGUGGUGGGAACACCGGGUUAUGUGGCUCCGGAAUAUCAUCAGACGGGUGAGGCAAGUAAGGAAUCUGAUAUCUAUAGCUUCGGAGUCGUCCUUUUGGAAAUUGUUUGUGGGAGAAGAGUCAUUGAAGACCAAUGCCACAUUGUGGUGUGGGUUCGAGAGCAAUAUGGGCGGGGGAAGUUGCCCGUGGACUUGAAGCUCGGUAAAAAUUUCAACAAGAAACAGGCGAAGGCCUUGAUGAUUGUGACGACCCGCUCCCAAGGGGGGGAGAGUGUGACGACCUGAGCGGCGGUGCGUGGGGAGGAGGGAUGGCGGUGCGUCCGCGCCUCCGGUCCUCGGACGCGUGCAAGGGAAGGGGAAGGGAUUCCUCUCCCUCUUGUCCCACAUCGCUUAGGGACGGGUUCUUGGGAGCCUUUAUAAGGCUUGGGUUCCUUUAAUUGUGUGACGCGUUUUAAAACCGUGA
Eucalyptus grandis is the source of this 2988-nucleotide messenger RNA. Its product is annotated as LRR receptor-like serine/threonine-protein kinase FEI 1. The transcript has a single exon. Lineage: Eukaryota; Viridiplantae; Streptophyta; Magnoliopsida; Myrtales; Myrtaceae. Gene Ontology annotation, cellular component: plasma membrane. Gene Ontology annotation, biological process: protein phosphorylation. The record is from RefSeq and is a predicted model, not a curated record. Gene Ontology annotation, molecular function: ATP binding; protein kinase activity. The coding region runs from base 591 to 2810 and encodes 739 amino acids.